This is a messenger RNA of Dictyostelium discoideum AX4, 1449 nucleotides long. RefSeq lists its product as hypothetical. Bases 1 to 1449 code for a protein of 482 amino acids. The transcript has 2 exons. Gene Ontology annotation, molecular function: hydrolase activity, acting on carbon-nitrogen (but not peptide) bonds; hydrolase activity; deaminase activity. The record is from RefSeq and is a predicted model, not a curated record. NCBI's taxonomy places the organism in Eukaryota, Evosea, Eumycetozoa, Dictyosteliales, Dictyosteliaceae.
AUGAUAAUGAAUGAAAUAUCAUCAAAAGAAGUUUCAAGUGUAAAUAAAACCAUGCAAGAUGCAGAUUAUGCAGUAGUUGCCAAAUGGAUUAUACCAGUGGUGCCAGAGAAUACAGUUUAUGAAAAUCAUUGUUUAGUAGUUAAGGAUGAAAAGAUAUUGGAUAUUAUUAGAUUCAGUGAUUUAGAGCAAAGAUAUAAUGUGAAGAAUGUAAUAGAUUUAAAAGAGAUGAAUUCCGACACAAGUUCAUCAAUAAGUUCAACCUCUGAAUAUAUAUUAGCACCUGGUUUCAUCAAUAUGCAUACUCACAGUGCCAUGUCAUUAUUGAGGGGUUACGCUGACGACGUUUCAUUACAUGAUUGGUUAACAAAAUUCAUUUGGCCUGCUGAAGCACAACAUGUUGGUGAAGAAUUUGUUAAAGUUGGUACGGAAUUAGCAUGUUUAGAAAUGAUUAAAACCGGUACCACCUGUUGUAAUGAUAUGUACUAUUAUCCAGAAGUCUCUGCUCAAGUCGUUGAACAAUUUGGUAUGAGAGCUACAUUAGCCGCUCCAAUCAUUAAAUUCCCAACAGUUUAUGCUCAAUCAGAACAAGAAUACAUUGAAAAAGGUAUUCAAUUAAUUGAAAAAUAUAAAGAUCAUUCUAAAAUUAAAAUUUCAUUAGGUCCACAUGCUGUUUAUACAAUUACAGAUGAAGCAUAUUUAAAAGUUAAAGAAUUAUCAGAAAAAUAUGGAGUUAAAAUUCAUACACAUUUACAUGAAACUACUCAUGAAGUUUCAGAAGAGGUUAAGGUUAGUGGUAAGAGACCAAUUGAGAGAUUGAGAGAUUUGGGAGUAUUAUCAUCAUCAUUGAUUGCAGCUCAUAUGACACAAUUAACAAGUGAAGAUUUAGAUUUGACAGCAAAGAGUGGUAUUAAUGUUGUACAUUGUCCAGAAUCAAAUUUAAAGUUGGGUGUUAAAGGUAUUUCACCAGUUCAUAAACUUUUAAAACAAGGUGUAAACGUUUCAGUUGGUACUGAUUCUGCCGCUAGUAAUGAUGAUUUAGAUAUGUUGGGUGAAUUACGUACUGCAGCUUACAUUGAUAAACUCUCUGCAAAUACUCAUUCAAUUGAAGGUGGUGAACCUGUAACACCAUCAUAUAAGAUUUUGUCAAUGGCAACUAUUAACGGUGCAAAGGCAUUGGGUAUCGAUGAUAAAGUUGGUUCACUUCAAAUUGGUAAAUUUGCAGAUUUCAUCGCUGUCAAAGUUUCAAGUCAUCCAGUCUAUGAUCCAAUCUCUCAUUUAGUUUAUGUUGGUACUAAUCAUGUCACUGAUGUUUGGGUUGCUGGUAAACAAUUAUUAAGAAAUUCAAAAUUAACAACUGUAAAUGAAAAUCAAGUUAAAUCAAGAGUAUUAGAAUUCUCACAAAAAAUUCAUGCUUCUCGUCCAAAAACAAGUUUAACUGUUAUCUCUUAA